AUGGAAGAAUCUGGCCAAAAGGUAGGAUUUAAAAUAACAUUAACGUCGGAUCCAAAACUGCCAUUCAAAAUACUCAAAGUACCAGAAGCAGCUCCAUUUACAGCGGUUUUAAAAUUUGCAGCUGAAGAAUUCAAUGUAUCUAGUGAAACGUCCGCUAUCAUCACAGAUGAUGGAAUAGGAAUCAAUCCUCAACAGACAGCAGGUGUUGUAUUUCUCAAACAUGGUGCAGAUCUUCGACUCAUACCAAGGGACAGAGUUGGAUCUAUCAAAUGUUCAUAA
This is a messenger RNA of Cinara cedri, 279 nucleotides long. The record is from the annotation of a GenBank genome assembly. NCBI's taxonomy places the organism in Eukaryota, Metazoa, Arthropoda, Insecta, Hemiptera, Aphididae.